Molecule: messenger RNA, 609 nt
Organism: Candida tropicalis MYA-3404
Lineage: Eukaryota; Fungi; Ascomycota; Pichiomycetes; Serinales; Debaryomycetaceae
Exons: 1
Coding region: 1-609 (202 amino acids)
Biological process (GO): regulation of signal transduction
Molecular function (GO): protein phosphatase inhibitor activity
Source: RefSeq, a predicted model, not a curated record
AUGUCAGACGAACAUCCUAGAGGAAUCUUGAGAAAUAGACCUGAAGAGUAUCAUGAAGAAACAGAACUUUCAGACAAGUUAGAUCGUAAUGAAGUUAUCAAAAAUACUCGAUUAAAUGCUCAAUUGGCAUCAGGUAAUAGUACAGCUGGUGAUGAAAUAAGAGCCAAGAUUGCUGCUAAAAAGAAAGAACAAAAUAUCAAUACCGAUACUCCCGAACAUUUGAAAUGGGAUGAAAUAAAUUUAUACAAGAAUGAACAAGAAAAAAGUGCAACCAUGAAAAUUGAUGAACCAAAAACUCCAUAUGAAGGUGGAUUCAAUCCAGAAGGUGAAUAUUAUAGAGAUGAUAAUGAAGAAGAUAUUAAUGACAUUCCUGCGUUUGAAUUAGGUGAAGGUGAAUUUGAUAAACUUCCACAUGAUGUCCUGGGAUCUCUUCAUGGGGGACUGGUGAUUAAAGAUGAAAACCAACCUGAUGAUGCUGAAGAAGAACAGGAGGAGGAGGAGGAAGAAGAUAAAGAAUCUGAACCACAAUUAUCUUUUGAAGAAAAGAGAAAGAGACAUUAUCAUUUGAAAGCUUUGCCUUUGAAAACCCAUGAUACUUACGUAGAUUAA